AUGAAAGUUCGACCGGCCAAACUGGAAGUUGAGGGAGAACCUGUCUUUUUGAAACGCCGUGUCAUUCCCUAUGGCCAACGUGAAGGUGUAUUGAAAGCUCUUGAGAAAAUGGAGCAUGACGGCAUCCUCACUCGAGUAACAUCCAGCGCGUGGGCAACACCAAUUGUGAUCGCAAUGAAAAGUGAUGGUAAGACACCAAGAAUUUGUGGUGACUACAGACUAACACUCAACCCCCGGCUGCGAAAGUGUGCGACUACUACCAUGGAACCAGAAGAUUUCAUGAAAGCUUUACAUGGUAGCACAUAUUUUUCGAAGAUUGACUUGGCUGAUGCCUACCUUCANUCAAUUCGUGCUUCCAAGUGCAUGUUCAGUUCCCCAGAAUUGGAGUUCCUAGGCUUCACAGUUGAUGAAAAAGGCUACCGCCCUGAUCCAAGUCGCUUUCGUCCACUGACUGAAUUGGAGUCACCAAGGGACCAAAACCAACUCAGAUCCAUCAUGGGAUGCCUCCAAUACUAUUCGCGUUUCAUCCCUAACUUCGCCACAAAAGUUCAACCGCUGUUUGCUGCCCAGUCAAGUGCAGACUGGAAAUGGACGGCCGAGUGUGAACGAAUUCUGCGUGAAACCAUACAGAUGAUAACAAACCGACCGGUACUCGCCUCGUUCUCUCCGACGAAACGUCCAACUCUGAUCACCGACGCAUCAGACGUGGGCAUUGGUGCUGUACUCGAACAAGAUGGAUGUCCAAUUAUCUGCAUUUCUCGUCUACUGAAUGCAGCAGAGCGAGGAUAUUCGCAAACGCAGAAAGAAGCGUUGGCUGUCUACUGGGCCGUCAGACGCCUGCACAAAUACCUUGUGGGACUGCGCUUCACCAUAGUUACUGACCAUCAAGCCCUACAAUACAUAUUCAGCCCACUGAAGUCGAUUUAUAAACCGACGGCGGCAAUGAUCCAACGAUGGAGUAUAGCAUUAGCUGCAUACGACUAUGAUAUUGUGCACCGGCCGGGCAAAACAAUUCCUCAAGCAGACUUUCUCUCACGAUGGUCCAAAUUCGCGGCGGCCAAGAAAUGCUAUUUCAUUGCUACUGCCUCCCCGGUAUCACGAGAGGAACUACGCCGAUACACCAAACGAUACUAUGCAGCAAUCAUCACCGCACUAUCGAAAGGAUGGCGUCCGGACGUAAAACGCAAGUUCGCGGCAUUCUACGCACAUCGGGAAGAAAUCAGCGUACAACCUGAUGGAAUACUCUGCCGUAACGAUCGACUGAUUAUUCCACCUCCGCUGCGCAAGGCAGUGCUAGAAGAUCUGCACAAGGGCCACUUGGGGGUGGAAAAGAUGAAGUCGUUGGCGCGACAGAUGUGUUGGUGGCCUGGUAUAAAUGAAGACAUCAGCCGAACUGCUAAAAACUGCGACGCGUGUCUACAAAAACAGAAGUCAAAACCGAAAAAUUGGGCACCAUGGCCAGAGAGCUGCAUUCCAUGGCAACGCGUGCAUGCCGACUUCUGCGGACCAUUUCUCGGUCAGUACCACGCACUAGUACUCAUUGAUUCCUACUCGAAAUGGCCGGAAGUAUUCCUAACCAGCACACCAACCACGUCGUUCGUGAUGAGAGUACUACGAAAGUGUUUCAGUCGAGAAGGUGUCCCACAAGUCUUUGUGACUGAUAACGGAUCGCAAUUCUGUGCUGCGGAAUUGAAGGCAUGGCUGGACAGUAUUGGCUGCCGACAUCUACGCACAGCACCACGUCACCCCUGUUCGAACGGUGCAGCGGAAAACCUGGUGAAAACGGUGAAGAGUGCCAUAGCUUCUGCGAAUCCGAGGACAAUUGUAGAAUUGGAGACACUCCUAGAUAACUUCCUACUACAAUACCGAAAUGCCGCACAUGCUACUACCAAGGAGAGUCCGGCAAAACUGUUCAAGGCCAGA
Molecule: messenger RNA, 1923 nt
Organism: Echinostoma caproni
Lineage: Eukaryota; Metazoa; Platyhelminthes; Trematoda; Plagiorchiida; Echinostomatidae
Source: the annotation of a GenBank genome assembly